Chinchilla lanigera (long-tailed chinchilla) is the source of this 1350-nucleotide messenger RNA. It is a transcript of the gene Eeig2, whose product is annotated as family with sequence similarity 102, member B. Bases 1 to 1269 code for a protein of 422 amino acids. The record is from RefSeq and is a predicted model, not a curated record. The transcript has 14 exons. NCBI's taxonomy places the organism in Eukaryota, Metazoa, Chordata, Mammalia, Rodentia, Chinchillidae.
AUGGUACUGCAACGGCCUGCGUACUUAACUGUGUCCUCCAGUGGACUCUAUGAAGUGGAACCUGAGCGGUUGCUAAGGACAGGAACGCCCCCAGCUGCUCGAGCGCCAGGAGCGCCCACCCUGAGCCGUCCGUGCGUGGCACAGCUCCGCUGCCCGGCAGGCUGCGCCGGCACCCGGGCGCCCAGCGUGGGGCUGGGGGAGCCCGUGCGUCUCUGGGUGGAGGGCUCAGAACCCGAGGAGGUGCCCACACCCUGCCCUCGUCUCGAAUUGAGCCCCGGGCGCUCUCCAGGGAGAGACCUCAGCGGGCUCCAGAAUGCAGCCAGGGAAGUGGUGCAAGCAAACUGCGUUCACUGGAGAAAGAAGUUCUCAUUUAUGUGCAAAAUGAGCGCAAGCGCUGCCACAGGGAUCCUCGAUCCCUGUAUCUACAGAGUAUCUGUGAGGAAGGAGCUAAAAGGUGGAAAAACUUAUGCAAAGCUGGGCUUUGCAGAUUUAAACCUGGCAGAGUUUGCUGGAUCAGGAAAUACCACUCGUCGCUGUUUACUGGAAGGCUAUGACACCAAAAAUACGAGACAGGAUAACUCCAUUCUUAAAGUUUUGAUCAGUAUGCAACUGAUGUCUGGUGACCCGUGUUUUAAAACGCCUCCUUCUACGUCAAUGUCUAUACCAAUUGCUGGUGAAUCCGAGUCUCUGGAAGAAGACAGAAAGGGUGGCGAGACCCUCAAAGUCCACCUUGGAAUAGCAGAUCUUUCAGCAAAGAGCUCCUCUGUUCCUGAUGAGCUGGGCGCCUGUGGACAUUCCAGAACAUCAAGCUAUGCAAGCCAGCAGUCCAAAGUAUCAGGAUAUAGCACAUGUCACUCCCGGUCAUCUAGUUUCUCUGAGUUCUGCCACAGGAGAAAUACCUCAGUGGGAAGUACAUCAACAGGAAUUGAAAGUAUUCUAGAACCUUGUGAUGAAAUGGAGCAGAAAAUAGCUGAGCCAAAUCUUGAUACUGCUGAUAAAGACGACGCACUCUCUGAAAAACUCAACAGAUGCCCAGUGAAACAGGAUUCUGUAGAAUCUCAGUUGAAGCGAGUUGAUGACACCAGAGUGGAUGCAGAUGAUAUUGUGGAGAAAAUACUACAAAGUCAAGACUUCAGCCUCGACUCCAGUGCAGAAGAAGAAGGACUGAGGUUAUUUGUGGGUCCUGGGGGAAGUACAACCUUUGGCAGUCAUCACCUUCCAAACAGGGUGGGGUCUGGAGCUUAUGAACAAGUCGUGAUCAAACGCUAGAAGUCAAGGCAGUGACCAGACGCUUUCCUGUGGAUUGAAGGGUCUAACUUUGUAGUUCAGGCUGGCCUUGAACUCACCGUG